UCGGGUCAGGGAAGGAGAGGAGGCGUGGAGGAAAAGAAGGAGCAGGAGGAGGAAGAGGAGGAGGAGGCGGCUGAGGCCCCUGUGUUUCUCGCGAAGGGAAGGUUAUUUUCCAGUGAUACGUCCUGGAGGCGCCCGUCGUCUUCGCCGGUACAACCAUAACGCCGCCCGCUUUAAAACGACCGAGACGGGACACGGUGGAUUCGUCGCCGCCACCCGCUCGUACCGCAGCCCCCGGCAACCCCGGACCGUCCGGCAAACUUGCCUGCAUAAUGGACGCGCCGCUAUCGCAGAGCAUGGACUCCGUCAACACGGUGGCCACCGGCGAAGACGAGGUGCGCACCUUGUUCGUGAGUGGCUUGCCGAUGGACGCCAAGCCGAGGGAGCUCUAUCUGCUCUUCAGAGCAUACGAGGGGUACGAGGGAUCGCUGUUAAAAGUCACGAGUAAAAAUGGGAAAACAGCGUCGCCGGUGGGAUUCGUGACUUUUCACACAAGGGCAGGCGCGGAGGCGGCGAAGCAGGACCUGCAGCAGGGGGUUAGAUUCGAUCCUGAUAUGCCACAAACCAUACGUUUGGAAUUUGCAAAAAGUAACACAAAGGUUAGCAAACCCAAGCAACCAGCAGCUGCAGCAGCCACCUCGCACCCCGCUCUGAUGCACCCUUUAACGGGACACCUAGGGAGCCCCUUCUUCCCCGGUGGUCCUGAGUUGUGGCAUCAUCCGUUGGCGUACUCCACGGCCGGCGAAUUACCGGGCACGCUGCAACAUGCGACGCUGGUGCAUCCGGCGUUACAUCCUCAGGUCCCCGCGCCUAUGUCCCUGCCGCAUCCUACGACGCUGACGUCGAUACACGCGUCGCUGCCUCAUUUUCUACCGUCGCCGGCACUGGCGUCACCGGUCGGGUCGCCCUCGUCGCAGCCGAACAUAGCCGGCAACGCGCAGUGCUCCACCCUCUUCGUGGCGAACCUGGGCCAGUUCGUGUCCGAGCAUGAGCUAAAGGACAUCUUCAGCAGUUUUCCUGGUUUCUCCCGGCUUCGUAUGCACACGAAGGGAGGGUCGCCAGUGGCCUUUGUCGAAUACCAAGACGUUCGCUACGCGGCCCAGGCGAUGGCCACUCUCCAAGGAUCCUUUCUCCUCUCCUCCGACCGGGGAGCGAUACGAAUCGAAUAUGCAAAGUCAAAAAUGGCCGAGGUGGGCUUUACAAAUCUCUGGAUCGAAGGAUCAAAGAGACAAGAAAACGGCCAACCUUAAGAUCGACAUCAACGGCAUGUAAAGAGGCGGAGAGAGAGAGAGGAGAUCGGCCGGCCCGAGGAGACGGCGGGACGCGCGCGCUCUCGUCAGACAGGACAUCCACCGGAAGGAGAAAAAAGAGAAAAACGGCGGAAGCGAGGGAAGGAGCCGCGCAGGAAGCCGGACUCGUAGUCGCAGUCGAGCGCUCAUCGGCUUACCGAGAGAGAGAGAGAGAGAGAGAGAGAGAGAGAAGAUCGGGUUGGCGAUACGUGGGAAGCGGGAGCACGUAGUAGACACAUACACACACGAACACACACGAAAAGUCGAAAUGAGAAAGAGAUAGAGAGAUACAGAGUCGAUGGUAGAGAGAAGAGCAGGGAGAGUCGAAGUUCGUCCUUUCGCCGGAGGGAAAGGGACGGAGGACAAGCAGCAGCAGCAGCGCUAGACAAAUUCUGUAAAUUCUACGACGUUGCGUCGAGCGGAAGCGUAGUUGGUUCGCGACUCUAGCGGGGGGCCCAAUGUAAUCACGUAAUAUUCCUAGGUAUAUAUAUUUUUUAACGAACUUAACUUAUCUCGAUUCGCGUACCUCUACCUGUAUCUAUUUAUUUUCACCGAGUUCUUGACCGCAAUCGACGACGACGAAGCGAGAGAGAACGGGGGGCAACAGGAUGCAUGGGACGGAGCAGGGUGUAGGUCCAAGGGGGGAGAAAGAGGAGGAUGGGGAAGAGCGGAAGCAAGCGAAGCGGAUUUCGUUUCUUGUAUACAUAUGUAAAGAAGGAAGGCACUCUUCGAGUCACACGCGCACGUUGUAUCGACACUUGUUCACACUCACACACGUACACAGAGAAAGAGAAAGAAAGAGAGAGAGAGAGAGAGAGAGAGAUACAUACACACGACACGCAUACAAUGACACGCGACAUUCGCGGAGAUUCUUUCGGGUUUUCACUGAGCGCCGCGUUGCCACCCCGGAAUGCAUUCGCGAUGCACCAUGAAAAUUGUACGCUCCGCGGCAGCUCAUUGUUUCAGGGACGGGCAUUUCCGGAGGAAUCCAUUUCGGCGGCGCCGACGAGAGAUGAGUUUUUCGAAUUACUCUCUCUCUCUCUCUCUCUCUUUCUCUCUCUCUCGUAGGCGCGAUCGAGAAAACGAUUCCUCUCGCCCGAGUCUCUCUCGCGAAAAUUUAUAUACACACCGCGCGCAAACGCGCAGUUCGCAGCAGACGCGCGUUCGAGCUCGCUCUGACUGACGCGCUCGAUGCGCGAUUGAUUGACAUUGCGCGAUGCAGACCUCGGUAGCGGCUUCGAAAUUGCGUAUUCCACACACGCGCGCACACACACACACACACAGACACAUACACAUACACAUGCGAGAGAAACAAGCGAGUUACGAAGGCGAGUACAUCAAGCUUAAUACCAAAGGUGCCCUAAGAAGCGUGUAUUUAUGUUUUAUCAUCGGCGCGUCGCGCGAGAACGAGCACGCGUACAUUUAACUAUGGUAUCUUGUUAAGGAGAGUCUAGAGUCCUAGGCGAGAAUGAGGACGAGAUGAGAGUGAGAGAAAUGAGAAAAGGGAGCGAGAGUAAGGGUGAACGAGCAAAAGUGUAGCGAGAAUGAAAGCGUGAGUGCAACAAAAGGAGUGUAUGCGUAUGAGAGAAAGAGAUAGAGCGUGUGUGUGUUUUGUGUCUGCGCGCGCAUGAGUGUGUGCAUGGCGACAGGGAGAAACGGAGGAGCGACCAGAAUGAUCGUUAAGUAAUAUAAC
Molecule: messenger RNA, 2979 nt
Organism: Dinoponera quadriceps
Lineage: Eukaryota; Metazoa; Arthropoda; Insecta; Hymenoptera; Formicidae
Product: protein couch potato-like
Exons: 9
Coding region: 270-1247 (325 amino acids)
Molecular function (GO): mRNA binding
Source: RefSeq, a predicted model, not a curated record